AUGGCUGCCAUCAAAGCCCUCGAACAGUGGUGUAGAAUUCAGUGUGACGGAUACCGAGAUGUGGCUAUCAAUAAUAUGACAACAUCAUUCAGAGAUGGACUGGCGUUCUGUGCGCUUAUCCACAAAUUUAGACCGGAUCUCAUAAACUUUGACUCUCUCAGUAAAGACAAUGUGUAUGACAACAACAACCUGGCCUUUCGUGUGGCAGAGGACCAUUUGGGGAUUCCAGCGCUUCUGGAUGCAGAGGAUAUGGUUGCUCUGAGAGUCCCUGACAGACUGAGCAUUCUCACAUACGUCUCCCAGUACUACAACUACUUCAACGGACGCUCACCCAUAGGAGGAGUGGGAGGUCUCAAACGACCAGCAGAGGGCUCAAAGGAGGAGCCGUCGGAGAAGAAGAAUCUUCCCGUCGUGGCCAGAACCUACACCCCCAAAACACCCACAGAGAAUCAUCCACCUCCAUCCACUUUCACUCAGAGGAAAACGGUUUUGGUGGAAAGCUCGAACAAAUCUGGUACACUGAACAGUAAGUGUACAGUAUGCAAAAGUCACGUUCAUCUGGUCCAGAGACUGCUGGUGGAUGGGAAGCUCUAUCACCGCAGUUGCUUUAAGUGUAGCGUGUGCUCUGGUCCUCUUCAUCCCGGAGGGCAUAAACCUGGGCCAGAGCCUGGCACCCUCGUCUGCACGUCCCACCAGCGCGUUCCUCCUGGCCCCAAGCUCCCUGUCCAGCCCGGGCAGAGAAUCAGCUGCACUCCUGCUGAAGAGGGACCCAAAGGGGAGAACAACGCUCGUUCUACCCCGCGCCAUGUCUCGGUGCUUUCCGCACCCGUUAGGGUCGGACCCAAGCCGGUCGAGCCCGCCCCGCCCUCACAACCGUGGACGCCUUCGGCGCAGAAGACCCAGGCAGCCAGGCAGAGGUUCUUUCAGUCGCCCGUCUCCACGCCAGAGCGGCCCGCCGGCCGCGGGCCGCAGGCGGCCCCAGCGGAAAGCUCCGGCACCCAGAGCAGCACCGCACGGAAGGCUGAGGACAAAGAGAAAGAGAGAGCCAGGGCCUUGAUCAGCAGAAAACUGUCUGAAGGAAACUGCAAUAACAACAACACAGCUUAUCUCUCUGGCCUCAGAGUGGACAGGCGUCUCCCCUCUGCUGAGGUAGCCUGGAGGCAAGGGAACGGCGAUGAAAAGCCAGCAGGAGGAAAGCCCACUCGGCUCUCUCCAACACCCCCUGCUGCCAGUCCCUCCCGCAGCAUCCCCAACAACAAGGAAAGCCUCUGGCUAGCAGCCAUCAGCAGAGAGCGGGCGAGACCCCCCUCCGCCGUCCUCUCCAGAGCCAGAGCCAAGGACAUGGAUGUGUGUGAAGCCUCAGCCAAGUGCCGAUCAAAACUGACACCAGCUCCAAACGAAGCAGAAAAUCAAACUCCAGCUGCUGAGAUGGCCACUGUCGCUUUAGAGAACUCCAGCAACAUCUGCAAGACUCACCACCUCAGUCCCCCUCACACUCCUUCCUCUCAGACAGCGUCCUCUUCAGACAGCUCUCGUAUCUCUAGUCCUGUUACAGCCAAACCUCCAAUCCCCAGUCAGCUGCAGCAGGCCUCAGCUGUGGGUUCUAAAAAUGGAAGCAUUUCUUCCUCUUGUUCUCCUGCCUCUGAUGGGACUCCAGUUGUGUCAAUCACCUCCUCGCCCUCCCAGCCAUCCAAUUACAAACCUCCAUCUCCCAAACAGCUACAUCAUGGGUUUGCUGAUUGGAGUAGUAACAGCAGAAAUGACUCAUCACCCACAAAUACUUCUGUGUCUGAAAUAAUGCCUCCAACAAUCAAACCCCAUCAUGUCCCAGUGGACCAAAUUGCAGAGGAGCUGAAUGAGAUUGAGAGAGACUUGAGUGAACUGGAGAAAGAGGGAGUGGAGCUGGAGAGGAGACUUCGCUCUUGUGAGGAAGAGGGAAGAGGUGACAUUCUAAUGGACCCGUUAAUGGUGGAAUGGUUUAAUCUGAUUCGAAGGAAGCAAACUUACAUCAGAAGGGAGUCAGAGUUGAUGUACAUAGCGAAGACUCAGGACCUGGAGGAGCAGCAGCCCGGGGUGGAGGGGGAGCUGAGAAGACUGAUGAGUAAACCAGAGAAUUUGAAGAGCGCGACGGAGCGGAGGAGGGAGGCCGAGCUGAUGACCAGACUGGUGGAGAUCGUGAACGACAGGAACGCCAUCGUGGAGGGACUGGAGAUAGACCGGCUGAGGGAAGAAGAAGAGGACCAGCAGCUGGAUGAAAUGAUGCAGAGACUUGGACUAAAACAAUCCAAAAAGAAGAGGAAAUCCUCAAUCUCCAAGCUGUUCCGACGGAGAAGUAAGAAAACUUCAGCAGAGGAGUGAUCUUUGGAGAAGUUAACUGACAAACUCCAAUA
Messenger RNA from Chanos chanos (milkfish), 2390 nucleotides. RefSeq names its product mical-like 2a (gene micall2a). Gene Ontology annotation, molecular function: protein binding. The transcript is spliced from 17 exons. Bases 1 to 2358 code for a protein of 785 amino acids. NCBI's taxonomy places the organism in Eukaryota, Metazoa, Chordata, Actinopteri, Gonorynchiformes, Chanidae. The record is from RefSeq and is a predicted model, not a curated record.